Messenger RNA from Syngnathoides biaculeatus (alligator pipefish), 2474 nucleotides. Its product is annotated as mucin-17-like. The record is from RefSeq and is a predicted model, not a curated record. The transcript is spliced from 10 exons. Bases 534 to 2147 code for a protein of 537 amino acids. Lineage: Eukaryota; Metazoa; Chordata; Actinopteri; Syngnathiformes; Syngnathidae.
AGCUAGAACGAAUGGUCUGUAAUGCUAAGCACCGGCGACAUCAGGGGCGGGCUCAAGGAUGUUUCUUCCGGGUUUGGUUGUGAAAGCUGGCACAUACCCAGAUUUUGCUUGGAUUUGAAAAACUUUCUUUCUUUUCAUUUUUUUUUCAAUUAAUAUCCAAAAUAUAUGCCAUCAUAACAUUACUUCACAUUGGAGUUUUUAUUGUACAUAUGAAUUUGUCUUCCUUUCACUCUGUUGCAAUGUUUCCUGUGUUGUUCUCGUUGUUUUGGACAUAUGACGAUUAUGUGUCAGCUUUUGCAGAUCUUUGACUCGCUGAGGAUGCUGCGAAGCUGUUGAAUCAAAGGGACAGUUGCGGGCAAGGUGGACAGUUAAGAGGAGCUGCUCAACAGUCACUUGGCAGUUUGCUUUGAAAGGGACGACAUCUCCACGUGUGCUAAACAGCAUCGCUGCAGGGUUACGGUGGUGCUGGUGCCAGUCCCAGGUAUCAUCGAGCAAGAGUGACAAGGGAUACCUCCAACCAGUUGCCGAUUGCAAUGACUUCCCCAGAGACUCCACGGAACGGUCCACCGAGAGGCGUGGAGGGUGGCGCCUCUCCUCCGAGUUGUUCCGAGACUCUGCAGAGCCGUCCGGCUGAGGACAAGAACCAUCCACGGAUAGGCGCGGAGGGUGGCACCUCUUGUGAGCCUUUUGCCUUGCCUCCACGGAAGCGUCCACGUACAGGCGCGGAGGGUGGUGACUCACCUCCAUCUCGCUCCAACAUUCGGCGGAGCGGUCCGGCCGAAGACAAGGUGAAUGUCAGCUCACCUCGGGUGACGAGAGUGGUGCCUUUGUCCUUUACUCCGCAGAAGCCUCCACCUGGACUCGAGCGUACGCCGAUAGGCGAAGAGGGUCGCAACCUGCUUAACCCUUUUGCCUGGAAUACAUCGCUGUCGAUGCAUCGUGUGUGUUUCGCCUUGACUGCGCUGAGCCAGCUGGUGAAUGUAAGCUCACCUCAGGUCACAAGUGUCGUGCAUUUGUCCUCUACCAGUCCAGUAACCAGAGCCACGCCUCCUCCACUGCUGAUGAUUCCGGCAGAACACACAAACCCUUCACCUAGAGGCGCUAUGACUCUCAUGUCAUCUGAGAUGGGUGGCACCUCAGCUUGGAUGGGUCUGACCUCACCUCAGAUGGGUCUGACCUCAUCUGGGUCGAUACAUGCAAGGCCUUUGACCUCGGCAGCAGAGAGACGUCCAGCCCGAGGCACGAAGAGUUCAGCUCAAGGCGGGCUGCCUGGCACAUCAUCACAGGGGCGUCGCAACUCACCUACGUCAAUAUUUGGUCAGCCUAUCAAACUGAUUCCACGGAAACGUACAGACGUAGACACAGACCGUUCACCGAGAGGCAUGAUGGCUGUCACCUCACGUCCGCAGAGUCCGGUGGAAGUCCGCUCACGUCCGUUGAGUCUGGUGGACGUUGCCACAAAUCCACCGAGUCCGGUGGAUCUCCAGUCACCUCCAUCGAGUCCAGUGGAUGUCACGGCACCUCAGUCAAGUCCGGUGGAUCUCACGGCACCACAGUCAAGUCCGGUGGCUCUCUCCUCAACUUCGUCGAGUCCGGUAGAUAUCUACUUAAUUCCAUCGAGUUCAGAGGAUGGCAACUUUCCUCGCUUGAGUCUGGUGGAAGUCUCCUCGCCUCUGUCAAGUCCUUUGGAUGUUGCCGCACAUCUGCCUAGUCUGGUGGAUCUCCAGUUGCCUCCGUUGAGUCCAGUGGAUGUCACGGCACCUCCGUCGAGUCCAGUGGAUCUCCGGUCACCUCCAUUGAGUCCAGUGGAUGUCACGGCACCUCAGUCAAGUCCGGUCGAUGUCACGGCACCUCAGUCAAGUCCGGCGGCUUUCUCCUCAACUUCGUCGAGUCCGGUAGAUAUCUACUUAUUUCUGUCAAGUUCAGAGGAUGGCAACUGUCCUCGCCUGAGUCCGGUAGAAGUCUCCUCACCUCCGUCGAGUCCGGUGGAUAACACCUUACCUUGCUCAAGUACAACAAGUCCCUCCUCCAUUUACUCGGGCUGGUUGAGUCUCUCCUCAAGUCCGCAAAGUCUCGCCUUGACUCGCUCGAGUCCAGUGACUAUCAGCUCAUCCGGGUCCAGUCCAGCAACUGUCACUUCACUUUAGAUCUUUGACGACCACGGGGUGGCUGCUGACUGAACAGGACACAGUUCUAAGUGUACACAUUCACCUACCAGCCAAGAUGAGUAAACCCUUGAGAUCUGGCAUAAUAACGUUAAGUUUACCGCACUCCCUCUUCACUUCCUGGAUUGUUUAGCUCACUAAGGUUGAGGGUCACUUUCUGUUAAAUGACAUCACUUGGUGUCUAAUCAUGUCGGUAAACACUUAAUUUUGGAAUCUUUAUGAUGUCACUGUUAAUUUGGCACACUUAGUGGAUUUUUGACUGACUUUCUGUUUUGUUCCUCACAUCACGAUUAAAAGUCAUUGCCUGUU